UCCUUACACAGAGAGAUCCGAGGGCAUGGGGUUGCAGUUUUCAGUUAACUGAUUGGUCAGUAGGUGCUGAUUUGACACCUGUUACUUCUCUAAUCUAGAACAUUAUCAGCUCCGGGGCAGGUUAUGGUCAACGCGAAACUCAAACAAACAAAAAUCUCUUUACGCAGAAGCCAGAAAGACUCCUGACCGUCUGAAGACGAAAGAAAAAACUCUCUGCCCCCCUUCUUUGUACCAGAAACAAUGGGAUCAGCAACAUCUCUGCCCAAGGACAACAGUGCUUUCUCUCUGGGUUUGCUCAAACAGCUGAGCAACAACAACAAGACGGGAAACAUCUUUUUCUCCCCGUUCAGCAUCUCUUCAGCCCUGGCUAUGGUGAUGCUGGGGGCCAGAGGCAACACAGCCACACAGAUGUCAGAGUGCUUGCAAACCGAGGAUUGUUGGGGUGAUGUUCACAGCAGCUUUGCCAAACUUGUCACUGAACUCAACAGGACAGAUGCUCCAUUUACCUUCAGUGUUGCUAACAGACUGUACAGAGAGAAGUCCUGCCCCUUUACUCAGGAAUUCUUAAUACAAAGCAAGAAACAUUACAGCACAGAGCUGGAGUCUGUGGACUUCAAGACCAGGUCUGAAGAGGUCAGGAUUGAUAUCAACAACUGGGUGCAGCAACACACACCAGCAGGUAACAUCACAGAGGUGGUGGAUGAAGAUGAUUUGAAUGAACUGACCAGGCUGGUGUUGUUCACUGCCACCCACUUCAGAGGCAGCUGGAAGAAAGAUUUCUUGUACUCUAAAACUUAUGAUGCUCAAUUUUGGCUCAACAAGAAUGACUCAAAGGCUGUGAAGAUGAUGAAACAGGAAGAAAACUUUGUGUGUACCUUCAUCGAAGAAGCAAACUGCAAGAUUCUAGAGAUGCCUUACAGUGGGGAGACAGUUAGCAUGCUCAUCUUUUUACCUGCAGAGAUCGAGGAUGAUACAACAGGACUGGAGAAGCUGGAGAAGGAGCUGACCUAUGAGAAAUUUGUAGCUUGGACUCAUCCAGGCCAGAUGAGUACAUGUUGUCUUGAUGUGAGGCUGCCUCAGUUUACACUGGAGGAGACGUAUGACCUGAACACAGUCCUGAGCAGCAUGAGCAUGGUGGACGCCUUUGAUCACACAAAGUGUGACUUCUCUGGCAUGUCUGGGCACAAAGAUCUGGUACUUUCAAAAGUCAUCCACAAGGCUUUUGUGAAGGUCCACGAGAAGGCAACUGAGGCUACUUUUGUGGAUAUGUGUUGGGGUGAGUUCCAUUCGGGCAAGAAAAGCUGGAGCAAUUUUGAUUUAAAAUCCUUCAUCGCAGACCACCCCUUCCUCUUCUUCAUCAGACAUAACCCCACUAUGAACAUCCUGUUUGCUGGUCGGUUCUGCUGCCCUGUGUGAGCUCUGUGUCCUUUAGAGCAGCUCAGUACCAGAAGUCUUUAGUGUUUAGUUGGAGAACCUUUCAAAAUCACUGCACAACAGCGCUGUA
Oreochromis niloticus (Nile tilapia) is the source of this 1504-nucleotide messenger RNA. Its product is annotated as leukocyte elastase inhibitor. NCBI's taxonomy places the organism in Eukaryota, Metazoa, Chordata, Actinopteri, Cichliformes, Cichlidae. The transcript has 9 exons. Gene Ontology annotation, molecular function: serine-type endopeptidase inhibitor activity. Gene Ontology annotation, biological process: negative regulation of endopeptidase activity. The coding region runs from base 241 to 1416 and encodes 391 amino acids. The record is from RefSeq and is a predicted model, not a curated record.